GGUACAAGCGGCCACUAACAUGACGACGUCCGGUCGUUUUUUUAGGUAACCAUAACAAACAUGGCGACUUGCAGGCAGGUGGGAAGGUUGUUGAGUAUUUCAGCAAGACUUGUGCGCCCACUUGCUGGCUAUGGAUAUCAGAGUGCCAGAUUGCACUCCCUCUCACACAACAGAGGAGUCACAGGGAGAUGGCCGCAGACAGCCCUUUGUGCUGUUCCUGCAAGGACCAUGUUCAUUCAGACCCAGGACACACCCAACCCAAACAGCUUGAAGUUUCUACCCGGCCGCACAAUUCUUGAAUCAGGAACAAAGGAUUUUGCAGGCCCUCGUGAUGCGUACUGCUCUCCUCUAGCCAGACAGCUGUUCAGAAUUGAUGGUGUCAAGAGUGUCUUCCUGGGCCCGGACUUUAUCACCAUAACAAAGGGUGAUUUAAAUAUGGAAUGGAAAGUAAUCAAACCUGAUGUAUUUGCCGCUAUCAUGGAUUUCUUCGCCACUGGACUUCCUGUUUUGAAUGAGGACAGCCUUCCUAGUGCAGAUACAGCUCCGUCAGAUGAUGAUGACGAAGUGGUCGCGAUGAUCAAAGAGCUCCUGGACACUCGAAUCAGGCCAACGGUGCAGGAGGAUGGAGGAGAUGUUCUGUAUCGGGGCUUUGAGGACGGCAUUGUCAAACUGAAGCUGCAGGGCUCCUGCACCAGCUGUCCCAGCUCCAUCAUCACCUUGAAGAGCGGAAUCCAAAACAUGUUGCAGUUUUAUAUCCCGGAGGUUGAAUCAGUGGAGCAGGUGAAGGAUGAAGAAGAGGUGGCUCAAGCUUGACUCCCAGACCUGCACAUUCCUCUCCACCCUACCACCACCUCCUUCACCUCCAUCGUGUAGUUUCAUUUGAUGAGUGUCUUAGAAGCUGCUCUACUGAGUAGUUGCGAUGAGAAAACUGUCUGUUUCAUCCAGCGAGGUGCUCGUUGACCUUGAUGAUGGUUGUCAGUACACUGUUCAAAAGUGUUUCAGGAUGCAGAAACACCACAGUCCAGGAGAUCAGAGCGUAGAGGGUAAUGUCAAACAACUGAUGGCUCAAGAACUCAGAUUGUAUUUAUUUCAUGUUAUUAUUACAUUUCCAAAUCAGUCACUAGAAACAACAGCAUCCAAGUCUCCACUGUUUUAAAUGCAGAUAUGUAUAUAAAUAAAGUUUAUUAUAAUUACAUUC
This is a messenger RNA of Myripristis murdjan (pinecone soldierfish), 1198 nucleotides long. It is a transcript of the gene nfu1, whose product is annotated as NFU1 iron-sulfur cluster scaffold homolog (S. cerevisiae). Lineage: Eukaryota; Metazoa; Chordata; Actinopteri; Holocentriformes; Holocentridae. Gene Ontology annotation, biological process: iron-sulfur cluster assembly. Gene Ontology annotation, cellular component: mitochondrion. Gene Ontology annotation, molecular function: iron ion binding; iron-sulfur cluster binding. The record is from RefSeq and is a predicted model, not a curated record. The transcript has 8 exons. The coding region runs from base 61 to 813 and encodes 250 amino acids.